AUGUUCGGAUUCCCACCUGGAUGUUCUCCGAGUUUCAUGUCAUCCUUGUUCAACGUUCGGAAAUGUGGAGAGGGAGCAGUGAAGAAGUUGCCCGCCAAUAAGGAGCCACCAGUAUCAACCAGGACCAGGCGGGCAACUAGCGUGCCGGCUGAGAAGUGCGCAGACACGGCAAGACGGGAGCGCGUCUCCCCACACCCUCCUCGUCAUAUAGAAAAUUACAUCUCACUAUUAUCAUCAGACGAGGAGGGCACGCAAUUCCAAUCCAGCGGCGUGGGGAGACUAAAGUUAACGAGAAAAAAGGCGACCGGACCACCCCCAACGAUAACAUCCAAUGAGGGGGUGGUCACGAGAUCCAGGCGGUCGACCAGCGCUCCCGUCGAGAAAAGUGCAAUGGAUGCACGCCUGCUAGCUCUGGACCGGCCAUCGUCCAGAGAGGCAGGCAACCCGACGUCGCCAAUCGCAGGGGGCCCAAUCAACAUCAUGGGCCAAUGGGAGAGGACGCCCCCUGCGAUGCUCCCCAGCCUGCCUCCGACCACCAGGGGCAGUUCAGCGGGGAGCCUAGGCGAGAUAUUAAUAUCUCUCUCGCCGGCGACGUCGCUACCGACUACACUCACCACGUGCACGGUGACGACGACCACCUGUGGAAGCCCAAUCACAUCCACCGGCUUUACAGGUGGCGUGGGGAGGCAAUUAACAUCUCCAACUUGCCUCCCCCAAAGGAACGUCCUCCCGACCAUCGGGGAGGAAAGAACGUCACCGUGCAUGACGGUCACAACACCACCAAUGGGCGGCUUCCAUACAUCCCCGCUCGUCCAACCAGGGCCAUCGACACCGGAGCCUGAGCGGGGAUUGGAGGAGCGGCGGCAGGAAGGCGCGGCGUCUAGGACACCAAUUACAGAGGGGGACAACCAAUGGGGUGGCCAGUGGACGGUCAGCGUGGGAAGAAGAGCGAAGAGGAGGCUGCAAGAGAACAAUAGAUCCCCCUCCAAUUCCGAGUCCCCGCCAACCGCUGGACCAUCGCGUUCGCCGCGCAUAGCCCCACUAUGUGCACUGAUAGCGGCGUCGACGAACCAUCACGACCAGAGCCUAAACGUCGAAAGAACAUACGACGAUAUCUGCCUAAGGAAGACUCCGCCCCGUAGUGAAUCGGCUGCGCUCAGCUGUAGCAGAGCACUACGCGAAUAG
Trachymyrmex cornetzi is the source of this 1185-nucleotide messenger RNA. Its product is annotated as transcription initiation factor TFIID subunit 12-like. The transcript has 3 exons. NCBI's taxonomy places the organism in Eukaryota, Metazoa, Arthropoda, Insecta, Hymenoptera, Formicidae. Bases 1 to 1185 code for a protein of 394 amino acids. The record is from RefSeq and is a predicted model, not a curated record.